Molecule: messenger RNA, 966 nt
Organism: Colletotrichum costaricense
Lineage: Eukaryota; Fungi; Ascomycota; Sordariomycetes; Glomerellales; Glomerellaceae
Product: Upc2 protein
Exons: 2
Coding region: 1-966 (321 amino acids)
Biological process (GO): regulation of transcription by RNA polymerase II
Molecular function (GO): DNA-binding transcription activator activity, RNA polymerase II-specific; zinc ion binding
Source: RefSeq, a predicted model, not a curated record
AUGCCAAAGCACAGAAAGUCCCGCCUUGGAUGCAAAGAAUGCAAAGAACGAAAGGUCAAAUGCGAUGAGUCUCGGCCGAUUUGUAUUAGAUGCAAGACCGCGGGAAGAAAUUGCUCUUACCGAGAGCUGGUCAGCAGUCUACCAACGCCACCAGCCCAAACACCGGCACAUUUGUCCACUCCUCAAGCUCUGAGCCCGCAAUCCUCGGUUUCCUCUAGUCGUCACUUACAACUGCCCUCAGCAGUACCAGAUCCUCAUGGCGCGACUACGUCAUUGAAUAUAUCAGAGUUGUCAGAUGACUUCUUCUCGGAACGCUUCAGCUUGUUCCACUUCGAUCUACUCCUCUUCUUUAGAGGGGCUCUCACAGAUGUCCUCGUCUCCCUGCAGUCCGAAAUGGGCCCAAUGAUGCGUCUGAUCUAUUCUGAAGCGUUGAAGGCGCCAUAUUUGAUGGACCAGGUCCUGGCCUUCACCGCCGCCUACAGGAGCACAGUCGCCAAUGACGAAGAAACAACGACGUUGUACCUCACCCAAGCGACCGGCCUCCAAACGAGAGCCAUAGGGCAUCUGGAUAUCGGCGGGUUGCAAGUUAACGAAGAUAACGUCAUGGCGCUCUUCUGUUUCAGCCUCCUACUUGGUCAACAGACCUUGUUCGAAGCCUUCGCCGCAGCAACCUCGAUACCUACCGUGCUCGACAAGCUCGUUCAAUGUCUGACACUUCAUCACGGAAUCCGUGGCAUUGUCGCGGAAUCCAUGGGAAAGUUCCAUGGCCAUAUGCAGAACAUCCUUCCCCACAAUCCGGCAUAUUCUAUGGAGAAUGGCACACAAGUCCUUCACGGCAACGAGUGUGAUAGCUUGCUCCGGCGGCUGAAUGAAAAUGAGAUGAACGAACAAACGAGGGGUGUUUACAUAGAUGUUGUUAAGAUUCUGCAGUAUCUCUUCGAUUCUUGGUUCAACAUUGUAGACUAG